AAGAGUCGACGGUGCCAAGGAAACACACAUGCGGGCAGGAGGGGACCCAGAUUUCCAGAUUGCAGGAGCGUCCUCCAUUCUUGAAAUUUGCGAUAAUGAAAAAAACACCACCCGUUAGGUUUGAAUCACUCGAUGUGUAAUGUCUCACGAGUUAUAAGCAAAGAGAGGGAAGGAGUUUAAAUCAUUUAAAAGGGAGGGACACCGCGCGCCGUCACAGGUUAGCUGUCGGAGGUGAGGGCGCCACUCAGCGGUAGCCAUGCCGCUAGUGAAGAGGAGCAUCGAGCCCAGGCACCUCUGCCGGGGGGCUGUGCCAGACGGGGUGACCAGUGAGCUGGAGUGUGUCACCAACAGCACCCUGGCUGCAAUCAUCAAACAGCUGGGCAGCCUGAGUCGGCACGCUGAGGACAUCUUUGGGGAGCUGUUCAAUGAGGCAAACAGCUUCUACAUGCGCAUGAACAGCCUGCAGGAGAGGGUGGACCUGCUGGCAGUCAAGGUCACACAGCUAGACUCAACCGUGGAAGAAGUGUCUCUACAGGAUAUCAACAUGAGGAAAGCCUUCAAGAGUUCCACCAUACAGGACCAGCAGGUGGUCUCCAGGAACUCUAUCCCCAACCCUGUGAUGGAGAUGUACCAUCGCUGUGACAAGCCCCCUCCCCUCAACAUCCUCACUCCCUACAGGGAUGACAAGAAGGAUGGACUCAAGUUCUACACAGACCCCUCCUACUUCUUCAACCUGUGGAAAGAGAAGAUGCUCCAGGCCACAGAGGACAAGAGGAAAGAGAAAAGAAGGCAGAAGACAAGCGGUCCGGCCCACUCAGACCAGGCUAGGCCCCCGACCAGACAGGCCCCCCAGAGAAGCCCCCUGUGCAUCUCAGAGCAGAAGCAGGUGGAGGACCCGACCCGGGAGGUGAAGAAGGUCCGGAAGGCGCGGAACCGGCGGCAGGAGUGGAACAUGAUGGCGUACGACAAGGAGUUCCGCCCGGACACGCGCUUCACGCCCUCGCCCUACCACGGCAUGUCCUCGGAGGGCUCCCUCUCGCCCGACAGCAGGUCAGUGGCGUCGGACGUGGCUGAGCACUCCUACCCGGCCAGCCCUAACCACCCCUCCCAGCAGGUCGCUGGCUCCAGCCCCUACUCCCCCGCCGAGGGCAAAGACCACCUCUCAGCCACCUCCCAAACGCAGUCCCUGGACCGCGCCUACCGCCCGCCCCCGCCCGCCGCCGGCCGCCAGGCCCACUCCCUGGGCCGCGCCCAGCCCCCCCACGUCCCCCCGCCCGCCGACCCCGCCCUCAACGGGCCCCGCCCGCAAGCCGUCAAAGACUACAGUGGUCAGCAGAUGCCGGAGUACUUUGUCCCUCCCGCCCCUCCCCCGCCCCCUCCCCUCAUCCCCUCCGCCCAGACAGCCUUCGACAGUCCCGCCGCCCCGCCCGCCCUCCCUCCCAGCGCAGUGGCCGCCAUGUCCCACCCCUACGGCCCCACCCCACCCCCUCCUGCCCCCCCUGCCUCAUACGUGCCCUCCCCCGCCCACCCCCCUGCCGGGGGCCCGCCCAUGGCCCCGCCCCCACCUCCGCCUGGCCCUCCCAUCCACGCCCUCUCCCCCGCCCACGCUGUGGCUCUGCCCUCUGGAGAGGCCCCGCCCAGAAAGGGGCAGGUCCCGCUGAUGCCCAUGAGCGACGCCCGCAGCGACCUGCUCGCCGCCAUUCGCAGAGGCAUCCAGCUGCGGAAGGUUCAGGAACAGCGCGAGCAGGAGGCCAAGAAGGAGCCGGUGGGGAACGACGUGGCCACCAUCCUGUCGCGACGCAUCGCGGUGGAGUACAGCGAGUCGGACGACGACUCGGAGCUGGACGAGAACGAGUGGUCAGACUGAGGGAGGGGGAGGCGGCCUGCGCGGGCGGGGCGGGGCGGGCCGCUUCUCACACACCGUCUCAACAGAGCCUGUCUCCACAGGGCCUGAGUCUGCCGCUGUCAUGUGACACUGUAACACCCAAUCACACUGCAGAGAGGAGGAGGGGGAGAGGAGGGGUAUGAAUACACACAUACACAUACACAUGCUUACACACGCACAUACUCACACACGCACACACACACACUAAUGCACCCACAUACACACACAUGCUCAUGCACACAAGUGCGCAUGCUCACACACAAAUUAUCACUCGCACAUGCACUCACACACAUGCACAUUCCCACACACACACACACACACACACACACACACACACACACCCAGAGCACAAAGUAGAGGCAGGAAUAUCACCACAACCGAGCUGGCCGGGGCAGGUUUAGAGCAGCAGGAGGACCAGUCGCAGUGCUGUAGCAGGAUCCGGCGGUGAACGCUGUACGUCUCCCUGUCUGCUCACCCCACCCACUGCCGGGGCUUUUUCUGGAGCUGUCGGAGCGAAGCAUCUGGUCCGCGGGCCACAGCGAGACGCUUCGCUCCGGAGCCCAGAACCCUCAGAACCGGGGUCCGCUAACGCACUGACGUCUGCUCGCCAUCUGUCGCCCCCCCCCUCCCCGGCUCCGGCGCUCCCUUCUGAAACGCGCCCUCGCGUUCCUCAUAAACACCAUCUGCGACAGAGUCCGUACCCGCGUCACCGCGAGGGCCCAUUCGGACACGGCCGCCGCCGGGUCCUCCCGGCCCGGCCCGGGCGAAGAAGCCAAGGUUCGGGGCGGAGGCAUCUCUGUUCAUCCAUCACCCCUAAAUCUCACUCAACAGUCACCUCCUCCGCACGGACGGCAGAAACAAAAACACGUUCGGGCCCUCUCCGGACCAUCCCCCUCAUAUUUCACUGGUGACUGUGCCGAGAUUAAGGGCCCAGAACGGCGAUGGUAUAUUUUGGGGAAUUCGAUUUCCGGAGUCGGCCUCGAGGCAAUGUGUGCGUGCGGGCGUGUGGGCGUGUGCGUGUGUGCCUGCGUGUGCGUGCGUACGUGUUUGUGUGUGUGUGUGUGUGUGUGUGUGUGUUAUACGGAAUGGAUACACUGUGAGAAUGAACAGAACUGCCUUUGCUUAUGAAGAUGUGUCAGAGUAACCUGUUCCUCCGGCUGCUUUAGAGGAUUCUCAGACUCACAUUUCAACAGGUGAUGCAAACACAGACACAGAACAACACAGAGGUGGACCCGCUGCUUUGCAGUCUGUACAGAUACUGUCUGUAUUAGAUACAGGAGUGAGUCUGCUCUUACCCGCACUCCUUCUCAAACACGUCCCUUCUACCUUCUCUGAGCCAAGCCGCCAACUGUGUGCGGUGCAUUUGUGAAAGCAUUUGAGUUUCUUUUUGCCCAGAAAAAAGUAAUAAUUACAUAUAAAAAAAAAAGAUAAGAUGAUAUCUAUAUCUAUAUACAUACAUGACUAUAGAAGUUUGCAUAUGAAGUAUAAAAACUAUUUGAGGAGUAGGUGUACUCAUUAGGACAAAACAGUGAGAAGUUGUUGUAUUUGCUUUUAUUGUUAUAUGCGAGGCAAAUGAUUUCUCCCUAUGGUAUUGUGUAAUCAGAGAUGAAGUUUCCCCUCUAGUGUCACUUUGUUUUCAUUUUUUAAGUGUAGUGGUUGAGUGUCAAUGCCCUAAUGAGUAUUAUCAUUAUUGUUUAGAGAAGGUGAAAAAAGCUCAUUGGACUGUUCGGUCUUUGAUCAUCGAUCAUGUCAGACUCAACCAUGUUAACUUAAAUUCUUCAUUUUUACUGCCUGCAUUUCCUAGAAGAGGAUACAUUUCCAUCAUGUGCCGUUGCGCACAGUAACUAAUAUGAUCAUUUUACAUAUAUAUUUAUGUAUUUAAACUGAGCCACCAGUCAAUAAUACUCACAUCCACACCAGACCUGGGUCAAAUAUUGAUUGGAGUUACUUUAACACCGUACACACCAGCAAGAUUCCUCUAGCUGGAAUACUGACAAUAAUAAAAGUAACAUGUGCUUUCACCAAUAUUCUGAACAAAAAGUUCUCUGAUUUUCAUACCUUUUGGUUGAUGUGAUAUCUUGAAAAAUACAGAAGUUUUAUUUAUUAAUUUUAUUUUUCAAAUUUUACUGGUAUCUAUUUCAAAUGUGUAUUUGACCCAGGUCUGCCCCAUACGCCUUUUUGUUUUUCUCAGCACUUACGAACAUUUAUUUUCUUUAUUUUAAGGGCUUGAGAUGGUUUAAGCAAGAGGAACACCAGUCCCGCGUUUCUUUUUGUUGUCAUCGUCGAAAUGUGCCAUGAGAUUAGCUGUGAGAAGCGACAGCACUUCUUUCGACACAGCACACAGAUUCCAUUUUAACAACCGGUGUAUGUGCAGCCUGCAGUAUACAAGUACUUCUCAUGUGUGUUAAAUAAACUGUUGCAGAGAUUUUGGUAACACUGCUUGUAAUGUCAACUUGGGUAUCUAGAUAACAAACAUCGCUGUAUCACAUGGGCAAUAUGUAGGCAAUUAUGCAUGUAUUAAUAGCUAAUAAAAUGGAACCAAAAAGUGUCAUAUUGAACUGUUAA
Molecule: messenger RNA, 4450 nt
Organism: Conger conger (European conger)
Lineage: Eukaryota; Metazoa; Chordata; Actinopteri; Anguilliformes; Congridae
Product: actin-binding protein WASF3-like
Exons: 10
Coding region: 257-1867 (536 amino acids)
Biological process (GO): positive regulation of Arp2/3 complex-mediated actin nucleation; actin cytoskeleton organization
Cellular component (GO): SCAR complex; cytoskeleton
Molecular function (GO): Arp2/3 complex binding; actin binding; protein kinase A regulatory subunit binding
Source: RefSeq, a predicted model, not a curated record